This is a messenger RNA of Triticum dicoccoides, 1034 nucleotides long. Its product is annotated as protein BUD31 homolog 1. Lineage: Eukaryota; Viridiplantae; Streptophyta; Magnoliopsida; Poales; Poaceae. Bases 292 to 729 code for a protein of 145 amino acids. Gene Ontology annotation, cellular component: spliceosomal complex; nucleus. The transcript is spliced from 4 exons. The record is from RefSeq and is a predicted model, not a curated record. Gene Ontology annotation, biological process: mRNA splicing, via spliceosome.
UGCGGCACCGUCUUUUGCCCUCACCCUCCCGACAUCCCGCCCCCUCGCCCUACCCUAAUCCGAUCCGACCCAACGCGGCUCCAGUGCCGCCGCCGUGCCCUAACCUCUCCUCCGCGGCUCCCAACCCGUCGCCGCCCGGACCCCUCCGCCUUUCACGCGAGUCGCCGCCACCGCCGUUCCCGUUCAACCCCACCGCGUCGCCCUGCCGUCCCAACCCCGUCCGGCGAUUUCGGUCAUCGUUUCUGAGGUUUGUGCAUUCCAAGCCAGCCCUAGGACACCUCUUGUGACAGUAUGCCUAAGAUAAAGACAAGCCGUGUGGAAUACCCCGAAGGAUGGGUGCUUAUCGAGCCCACAAUCCGUGAGCUGGAUGCCAAAAUGAGAGAAGCUGAAAACGAUACACAUGACGGGAAGAGGAAGUGUGAAGCACUCUGGCCAAUUUUCCGCAUUUCUCAUCAAAGAAGCCGUUACAUAUAUGAUCUUUUCUAUAAAAGGAAGGAAAUAUCAAAGGAGCUGUAUGAGUUCUGCCUGGACCAGGGUUAUGCAGACCGUAAUCUGAUUGCAAAGUGGAAAAAGCCGGGUUACGAGCGCCUCUGCUGCCUCCGCUGCAUCCAGACCCGAGACCACAACUUUGCGACUACAUGCGUGUGCCGGGUCCCCAAGCACCUGAGGGAGGAGCAGGUAAUCGAAUGCGUCCACUGUGGCUGCAAGGGAUGUGCCAGCGGCGACUAACUGACUAGUUAUGCGUACUCAGCAUGUGUCGUCGAAUCCAUGGUUCUAAAGUGAGCAUUCUAGAUGUUUCUUAAUCGUGUUCUCUAGUAAAGAACAAUUCGUCCUGUAAUGUAAGCACUUGGCAGAUAUCUGUUGCGGCUGUAGUCUGUACACAAUCGGUCAUCCAGUUUUUAUCCAUUGCUUCAUCAUUAUCAUCCUAGGAAGGCCUGAAGUUGCGCACAGAUCUAGUACUGUAUGAGAGAAGAAGUGCGGGUGUGCAUUUAUAAUGGCUUAAUAGAAACGUGCGUGCUUGAUAUUACUAUUUA